GGGCUGGUCAGUGACUUCGGCGUGAAGAUCUUCCAGCAGGUGGCGCUGGCGGCCGAGGAUCUAAACGUGGCCUUGUCCCCUUAUGGGGUGAGCUCCGUGAUGGCCAUGCUCCAGGCAACCACGGCAGGAGACAGCAGGAAGCAGAUCGAAAGAGCCAUGGGCUUCCAGAUAGAUGAGGAGGGGCUGGCACUCUCCCUGCAGCAGCUCCAGCAAGAGCUCCUGAGCCCCACGAACAAGGACGAGAUAAGCAUGGCCAGUGGCAUCUUUGUGCAGCGGGAUCUGACCCUGACCCAAGACUUCAUGCCCUACUUCUUCGAGCUAUUCCAGACCUUGGUCAAUCAGGUGGACUUCAAAAGGUUGGCGGAAGCCAGGUUCAUCAUCAAUGACUGGGUGGAGAAACGCACCAAAGGCAUGAUAACCAACCUUCUGGACGGGAGCAGCUUGGACCCGUUGACACGCCUGGUGAUGGUGAAUGCGCUCUACUUCAGCGGCCAGUGGAAGAUGCCCUUCUCUGCCUCCAUGACCCAUCCCCGCCUCUUUCACAAGGAGGAUGGCCAACUUAAGACUGUGCCUAUGAUGUCCCAGUGCAAUAGGUUCAACUACACCGAGUUCUUCAGCCCCGAGGGCCACAGCUAUGAUGUCGUGGAGCUGCCAUACCAUGGUGACACCAUCAGCAUGUUUCUCGCUGCCCCCUACGAAAAGGAUGUGCCUCUCUCUACCCUCGUUCGCAUCCUGAACUCAGAGCUCGUGAGCCAGUGGAAAGGAAACAUGACCCGGGCUUCGCGUUUGCUGGUGGUGCCCAGGUUCUCCAUGGAGAGUGAGGUCGACCUUCGGGAACCGCUGCGUCACCUGGGUAUCAGCAACGUAUUCAGCCUCGGCCAGGCCGACUUCACCAGCUUCUCAAACCAAGAACAACUCUUCAUGUCACGAGCGCUGCAGAAAGUGAAGAUUCAGGUGAAUGAGACGGGAACUGAGGCAUCCUCUGCUACUGACUCUGGCCCUUCCCUUCCAGCUCUAAUCAUGACUGGCCGCAUGGCGCCCCUGGAGAUUAUCAUGAACAGAUCCUUCCUCUUCGUGGUGCGCCACAAUCCCACAGGAACUAUCCUUUUCUUGGGCCAAGUGACGGAACCCUAAGCCCAGGCGGGCAGGCCUCCAUGGGUACCAGAACUGGACAAUGAUCCAUGCGGAGCCA
Suncus etruscus (white-toothed pygmy shrew) is the source of this 1192-nucleotide messenger RNA. RefSeq names its product serpin family E member 1 (gene SERPINE1). The transcript has 8 exons. Gene Ontology annotation, molecular function: serine-type endopeptidase inhibitor activity. NCBI's taxonomy places the organism in Eukaryota, Metazoa, Chordata, Mammalia, Eulipotyphla, Soricidae. The coding region runs from base 100 to 1134 and encodes 344 amino acids. The record is from RefSeq and is a predicted model, not a curated record. Gene Ontology annotation, biological process: negative regulation of vascular wound healing; negative regulation of plasminogen activation; negative regulation of endopeptidase activity.